Pichia kudriavzevii is the source of this 3582-nucleotide messenger RNA. RefSeq lists its product as uncharacterized. The record is from RefSeq and is a predicted model, not a curated record. Gene Ontology annotation, cellular component: cell septum; cell periphery. Gene Ontology annotation, molecular function: chitin synthase activity. The coding region runs from base 1 to 3582 and encodes 1193 amino acids. The transcript has a single exon. Lineage: Eukaryota; Fungi; Ascomycota; Pichiomycetes; Pichiales; Pichiaceae.
AUGGUAUUCAAAAGAAAGAGAUCACUCAUUCGUAGGGAUCGAACAAGGCCUCUCUCUGGACAAUCUAAAAAUACACUGUCAAACUCAAAUUCCACGAGAUUAUCUGGAUACCAAGACAAUACAGCAACAUCUAAUGAUCAUUAUACUGAUCUUAAUGAUUAUGGUGAAUUCGAGAAUGACGCAAGUGAGAUCCCCAUGCAGAACCUAUCAAAUAAAAGGGAUAGUAAUAUCAGCUACAACAGGAAGUUUGCCCCAUUAGAUGAACGGGAUGAUAUUGAGAGCGCUUUGACCAACCCUUUUAUCCCCGAGGAGGAUAGAAGGAAUAGAGAAGGACUCGGGUCUCCUCUUUACAACCAACCAAAAGAAAUUUUCCAUUUAAAUGAUGAAACUCAGGAAGAUUCUGGUUUGAUUGACUCGAAUCAUCAAGUAAGUACUGAAGAUAGUACCCUAAAGAAAGACGACGCAGUCACGGCAACGAACAAUUUUUACACAGCAAUCCCACCAAAGAGACUUGAACUUGAAGAAGACAAAGGCGGUUUCCCAUAUUGGAAAUUAUACUGCUAUGCAGUUACAUUUUGGGCUCCAGGAGCUUUAUUAAAUUGUGUUGGCUUAAAAACAAAGGAUAGACAAUAUGCAUGGAGAGAAAAAAUGGGAUUAAUUAGUAUAAUUUUGGUCAUUGGUGCAAUAAUUGCCUUUUUGACGUUUGGUUUUACUAGAGCAACAUGUACACAUUUGACAGUUAAGUUAAAACCUCAAGAUGUUUCAACUGCUUAUAUAGUCGUCAAUGGUAGAGCCUAUAAUCUUUUACAUUCUUCGCAUCCCGGUGUCCCUGGAAUUCAGGAGGGAACUAAUGUUUUAUAUCCACCACUUGAUGCCGGUGCGAAGGAUGCUAGCCUUUUAUUUCAAAACGUGAAUGGGAAUUGUAAAGGGCUCAUUAAACCAACUGCAAAUAGUAAUAUACCACAUGAUGGAGAUGAUAUGGCAUGGUACAUGCCUUGUAAGCUAAUGAACUUGAAUGGAACUACAAAGCCUGAUUUUUCGUUCAAAUAUUAUGACGGUUACGCUUGCCACACUUCAGAAUACGCCAGGUCUUCAUUUUAUGAUCUGAAAGUUCAGGGGGAUAUUUAUUACGAUUGGGAAACUAUAUCUAAUUCAUCGAGAGAUUUGAUUGUCUACAAUGGUCAAGUUAUUGACAUGGGUUUCAUUGAUUGGCUUUAUAAGGAUGAGCUCACCUACCCCAAAUUAUUUGACGAUUUGAAAAAUGACAAGACAUUGAAAGGGUACGAUAUCUCUUUAUUGCUUACAGAGCCUCAUCAAAAACAGAUUGCUGAUUGCUUAAUUGAAAUAGCCAAAGUUGGUGUUGUAGACUCCUCUACAAUUGGUUGUAUUGCAUCGACAAUUGUGUUGUAUGUUUCCUUAGUGUUUGUUUUGUCCAUUGUGUUUGUGCAGUUUUUUGUUGCUUGUUACUUCAAGUGGUUUGUUGCCCCUUAUCAAGGUGCCUCUUACUCCUCCGUUAAAGAGAUGAAUGAAAAGAAUAACCAAGUCGAAAAUUGGGUCGAUGAUCCUGGAAAUUCUGCACAGUUACCCGAUGUUCCUUUGAAAAGGAGAGCAGAUUAUCAUUCAGCAAGAAGAGCUAGUAAAAGUUUACGCUUAUCAUGGGGUGGCGAUCUCAACGAUUAUGUCGAAAACUUUAAAUCACAAGAAGUAGGUGAAUACAACCCGAAAUACAUCACAAUGACGACGGAGGCAUACAUGAUGGCAAAUGCUGACACCAAAAAACGCCAGAAUAGAAAUGUCUCUACAGCUUCUAUGCUUACUUCUUCUAACCUGAACCCGUUUAAAACCAAGGAUCCGUUUGCUGAUGAGAGCGAGAUUGAAACACUAGAUCCUGCUUUAAUAUCCACAGACGCUAUUCCACAACCACCUGUCAAUUGGGAACCAUUCGGAUACCCAUUAAUCCACACUAUGUGUUUGGUCACAUGUUAUUCCGAAGAUGAAGCCGGUAUUAGAACUACAAUUGACUCCAUUGCCACAACUGAUUAUCCAAAUUCACACAAAUUGAUUGUUGUCAUCUGUGAUGGUAUUAUUACUGGUGCUGGUAAUGACAGAUCAACACCUGAUAUAUGUUUGGAUAUGAUGACAGACUUAGUAAUUCCAAAGGAAGAAGUACAACCUUUUUCCUAUGUUUCUGUCGCACACGGCUCUAAAAGACAUAACAUGGCCAAGGUUUAUGCUGGUUUUUACAAAUAUGACGAUAGCACUAUUCCUAAGGAAAAGCAACAAAAAUGUCCUGUUCUUUUGAUUGUUAAAUGUGGUACUCCGGCGGAAAUGACUUCAGCAAAACCAGGUAAUAGGGGAAAGCGUGACUCUCAGAUCAUUUUAAUGUCAUUUUUGCAAACAGUUACUUUUAAUGAAAGAAUGACACCUUUGCAAUACGAGAUGCUGAAAUCAAUUUGGCAAGUGACGGGUCUAAUGUCAGCAAUGUACGAGACAGUUUUAAUGGUGGACGCAGAUACCCUUGUUUAUCCCGAUUCACUAACCCAUAUGGCGGCAGAAUUUGUUAAGGAUCCAGAGAUUAUGGGAUUGUGUGGAGAAACCAAAAUUUCCAAUAAAGCCCAAUCUUGGGUUACAGCUAUUCAGGUUUUUGAAUAUUAUAUUUCUCACCAUCAAUCGAAAGCGUUUGAAUCAGUCUUUGGAAGUGUUACUUGUUUACCUGGUUGUUUUUGUAUGUACCGUAUUAAAUCACCAAAGAGUGCAAAUGUUUGGGUUCCGAUUUUAGCCAAUUCGGAUAUUGUUGAAAAAUACUCUGACAAUGUACUAAACAGUUUACAUAAGAAGAACUUGCUUUUAUUAGGUGAAGAUAGGUAUUUGACUUCAUUAAUGUUAAGAGCUUUUCCAAGGAGAAAACAGGUUUUUGUCCCUAAAGCAGCAUGUAAGACAGUCGUUCCCGAUGAAUUUAAGGUCUUGCUAUCCCAGCGCCGUCGUUGGAUUAAUUCUACAGUUCACAAUUUGAUGGAACUAGCAUUAGUUAAAGAUUUGUGUGGAGCAUUUUGCUUAUCUAUGCAGUUUAUUAUUAUUGUUCAAUUGAUAGGUACCCUUGUUCUACCAGCAUCCAUCACUUUUACUCUUUACAUUAUAAUUAUCGCCAUGGUUUCAAAACCGACUCCUACGAUGUCUUUAAUUCUAAUGGCUAUUAUUUUUGGUUUGCCUGCCUUAUUGAUUGUUGUUACGGUUUCCAAUUUGGCUUAUGUUUUGUGGAUGUGCAUCUAUAUUCUUUCCUUACCUGUUUGGAAUUUUGUUUUACCUACGUACGCAUAUUGGAAGUUUGAUGACUUUAGUUGGGGUGAUACGAGAAAAACUGAGGGAGGUGAUAAAGGAGGUCACGGAGACAGUGAAGGUGCUUUUGAUGGUUCUCAAAUCAAGCAAAUGACCUGGCGGGAGUACGAACGUGCUAGAAGAGAAAAUACUUAUUUGACCGUCCCAUCUGCUAGUCAUUCUAACUUGGCGUCUGUAUAUAAUCCAGGAAGUUUUGAUGAAAGAAUGGAGUAUAUUGAUUUAUCUCACGAAUACUCACUUGAUUGA